Teleopsis dalmanni is the source of this 1808-nucleotide messenger RNA. It is a transcript of the gene Ptpa, whose product is annotated as serine/threonine-protein phosphatase 2A activator. Gene Ontology annotation, molecular function: protein tyrosine phosphatase activator activity; peptidyl-prolyl cis-trans isomerase activity. Gene Ontology annotation, cellular component: protein phosphatase type 2A complex; cytoplasm; nucleus. The coding region runs from base 120 to 1727 and encodes 535 amino acids. Gene Ontology annotation, biological process: mitotic spindle organization. The transcript has 7 exons. The record is from RefSeq and is a predicted model, not a curated record. Lineage: Eukaryota; Metazoa; Arthropoda; Insecta; Diptera; Diopsidae.
UAUUUAUUAGUUCAAUAUUUAGAGUGUCUCUUUUCUCACAAAAUAUUGCAGAUAUAUCUAUUUUACAAAGGAAUAGUUUGGAACUUUUACAAAAAUCAAACAGGAAGGUUUCGGUAAAAAUGGAUUUGGAAACAUUCGAACUGCCGGAGAACAUCCCUUUCGAUGUGUCGAAGGCAGGUCACCCAAUAAAAUGCAUUAAAAAUAUACACGACAUGUCCAAAUGGCAAAUGUCGGAAGCAUACGUUGAUCUGAUAGGUUUUAUAAAUAGUGUUUGCGUCUCAAUACAAGGGUUGAGCAUCACUGAUGAUAUCUAUGUUUCGGACACAAUGAAUAAUCUAAUCGGUUUAUUUGACGUUUUAAACGAAAUGCUUAGCCAUCAUCCACCUAUUGAACAACCUCAACGAUUUGGUAACAAAGCAUUUCGUGAAUGGUACCAUCAAAUGCAUCAAGAUAUAUACAAGCAUAUAGAUAGGAUAAUUCCUAAGAGCAAAUGCGAAUUGAUAAUGGAGCUUGGUCAUUAUUUUACCGAGUCAUUUGGUAAUGCUGUGCGCAUAGACUAUGGCACUGGACAUGAAUUGUCGUUUAUGUUUUUCCUAUGCUCACUGUACAAAGCAGAAAUACUCUUUGAAGCUGACAGUCCUGCAUGCGCUUUGCGUUUGUUUAAUACAUACAUACAGUUUGUGCGAACCUUACAACAAAUAUAUCGAAUGGAGCCUGCUGGUAGCCAGGGUGUUUGGUCGUUGGAUGAUUAUCAAUUUAUACCGUUUAUAUUUGGUAGUGCACAACUUGCAAUUGAUCCACCGUUUGAGCCUGUGAAAUUUCUUGACAAGACAGUUGUUGAAGAAUAUAAAGAACAAUAUAUGUUCCUUGGAUGUAUAGAUUAUAUAAAUCAGGUAAAAACGGGACACUUCGCUGAACACUCGAAUCAACUCUGGAGUAUUUCUGCAGUGGAAACAUGGGCUAAGAUAACACAAGGCUUAAUCAAAAUGUAUCAAAAAGAGAUUUUAUCAAAAUAUCCAAUCAUUCAACAUGUUUUAUUUGGAACUUGCAUGAAGUUCAAGCCUGCUGUUAAUCCCUAUAUUCAUGUGGUGCGUUUCGGAAAGCACGAGGGAGUUUCAACAGUUUCAAUGAAACGAUACGUAGACACCGAAAUCUAUCCAUCGCACGAAGGAAGUGAAGAACAUGAGGGUAUCAAUAGCGAUACAAGUGGAAUUGCAAGUUAUAGUACAAACGCGUGUAGACCAUGUAGGUUACCAAAAAAAAUUCAACAAACAAAACCGACUAUCUCGUUAAUAGACCGACCUGUUUACACACCACGCUUGAAGGAAAUGGAUCCUGCAGCGGACCCAGACACCUGUUUAAAGGAACGACCUAAAAUACAUAUUUUUCCACCUGGCAGCACGAUUAAAUCUGAGUUCGGAAUCCAUCUCCCGGGCCCGGAUGACCAGUCUGGAUCUGGUUCAACCCCGAUACAACCCAUAUAUUCGUCAACGAUAAAUAAAGAAAUGCUUUUAAAUAUGGCAUCUAGUUCAUCUAUAUCAGAAGUUGUUUCUGAUAAUAUAGUUUACACUAAAUUUUGCAACAGCGGUGAUAUCACUAAUGUCGGUACUAAAGGGAGUGUUCGUUUGCAAGAUAUACCCGACAUACAAAAAUCUGAAGAUAAUGACUCUAAACCUGCAAAAGAUGAAACACAGAUAUCAAAAAAAUCUUCGCUUAAAAAUGCUUAAUACUAUAUAUCAUUUUCAUACCGUACAUUUAAAUUGUAUAAAUAUUUAUUUUUAAAAUGUGAAUUGGUAUAUAAACUUCAA